GAUAAUAAUAAUAAUAGAUUUUCUUAAUUGCGUUGUUAUUUUGUGUCAAAAAAAAUAUUAAAAUUUAUUUUGUCAAAAGAAAAGUAAUAAUUAAUUAUUAAUAUCAUAAAUAAUUACAGCUACUAGUAAAUAAAAAAAUAAUAAUAUCCAUUAGUCCAAGAACAUUUAUAAAAUUUUAUUUUAUUUACAUACUUGAUGCUUAUAUUUUUUCUACGAAAAAUGUUUAUCAAUAAUUUGCAUCUAUGUUGUUUUGGUGUAUUAUAACAAUGUCAUCUAAAAAAUGAAGCAGAUGCAAUUGUCUGAUUAUUUUAGUAUUACUAAGAAAACAUCAAGUAUAAAAGUUAAUAAUAAUUUAAGUCAAACAAUAACCUUGAAAUGUGAUAAAAAAAAACCAACAAGACAAACAUUAAAAAGUCAAUUGAAUACUAAAAACAGAGUCAGUAAAAAAAUAGUAAAGCCUCGUGUAAAGAGAUCUAAAAAAAUGACAUCAUCACAAAAGCCACGUUACGUUGAAAAAGCCGUAAUUGUCAUCAGUGAUGAUGAUGAGGAUGAUGUACCAUCAACACAAUAUUUAACACAAGAACCAAGUCAAAGUACAAGUACUGAAAUAGAGCGUGUGCCUUCCAUAACAUCUCAGGUUCUUCAUGAUAUUUCAGCUUGUACACAAUUACAUGAUAGUUCAAUCAGCCAGGAGAUUGCCACACUAGUAACUAGAGAAUAUAGUCUUGAUAAACAUCAAGACAAUUUGUAUCAUGAUGCAAAUCCAAGUGCCAUUGAAACAAGAACUAAUGAUUCAUCAUCAACAUCUAUUUUGUCAUGUGAAAGGAAAAAGAACAUUAAUAAUAAUAUUUUAUUUGAAGAUGACAAUGAAAAUAUCUUUGAUAAUAAUAACUGUUCAAAUAAUGUAUAUAGUAGCUCAAAAUUAAAACCAAUUUAUGAAGAUGAUGAAAAUAAUCAAAGUUUCAAUGACACUAUUAAUAAUGUUGAAAAUAUUAUAACAAAUGUAUUUACUCCUAAAAGUAAAUCAGCAUUUGAUGAAACAGUGGUAACACUAGCAACAAGAGAAAAUUCAUUUCAUGAUAAUGAAGAUCCAUUUAAAAAUGAUUAUCAAGAUGAAAAUAUAAAUGUUGAAAAUCAAGAAAUUGAUACUCAACAACAAUGUCAAAUUUCAAAUAUCAAUGAAUCACAAAGAACAUCAUUUAUUCGUGUUAAAUCAGUAAAUACCAUAAACAAUAUUUAUGAUAAUUCAUUGUCACAAAUAGCCAGUCAAUCAACUAGCCAAUUUAAUAAUUAUACAAGUGAUAAUUUAAGUCAAACACCAAUAAAAGGUUCACAAUAUUUAAUGUGGGAAAAAACAUCAUUAAAACGUUCACUUGAUUUAAAUUCCGUGGAAGAUUGUUAUUCAUCACCAUCUAAAAAAUCAUUAUGGAAUCCUAGAUCACCAAUUAAAUCAUCACAAGAAUCAUUAUCUAGAAUAAAUUCAUUUAGUCCAAGAAAAAUAUUAACAGAACAAACACAAGACAAAUCAUCAAUACCUGAUGCAAUUGAAAAUUUAAAUUUUUUUAAACAACAUGUUAUUGUUGAAAAUGAUUUUAAUUUAGAUGAAAUAUAUUCAUCAAAAUUUAUCAUGCCAUAUGGUCCAGUUGAUACAAAAACAUCAAUAAUGUUUGAUUAUAAAGAUUUAAAUAUACCAAGACCUGAAUGUUAUCAAGAAAAAGAUGCUGAAAGAUUAUUCAUGUUGAUUAUUGAUGUUUUUAUAAAUCCAAUAAAUCCUGGUUAUUUUACUGAAGAUGAAAUUGAUAUGAUAUAUUCAAUAAUGACAUUAUCAAUUGGUGCACAAAUACUUUUAUCAAGAAUGAUUAGAAGAAAAAUAAGAUGGACAAGAAAACGUGAUUUUGAAAAAGAAGAAAUUGAUGGAUCAAUUGAUUUACAGCUUAAAGAAUUAAUUAAUCGUAAAUUAUUAAUUACACAAUGUGAUAAUUUUGAUCUUGAUGUUGUAUUAGAAAUGAUGUCAAGAGAUGAAGUAAGUCUUGUUUGUAAAAUGAUGAAAGUAUCAGUUAAAGGAACAAAAGCAAUAAUGAUACAAAAAUUAAUUGAAUUAUCAAAUAAAAAGCCAUUAUUUAGUGGUAUGAAAACACCACGUAAAGCAUUACAAGAAGCAAUUGAUUCAAUUAAUGGAGAAUGUUUUAAAGUUGCUGAUAUAACAAUGAAUAUUAUUAGAAUGCUUGUAACACUUAUUUAUCCAGUUCAAGAUCCAGAAAAAAGUAUAGCUGAUGCAUUUUUUGUAUUUCAUGAAGUACAUCAUUCAGGAAAAAAAAUAUUUCCAAAAUAUUCAAAAAAAAGAUAUCCAAUAUUUAAAAAUCGUAAACAUUUAAUUGAUUUUAUUGUUGCUAAAAAUCAAUGGACAGUAUUUUUAAAUUUAAUGCUACAAAAAAAUAAAGAUGAAACUGUUUGGAAUUCAAUUGAAAAAAUUGGUGAUAAUGCAAUUGUUAAAUUAAAACAUAUAUUUGCUAAUUUAAAUGAAGAAGAAGAAUAUCAAUUAAAUAGUAAUGUUCCAUCACAUGUCAAAAGAUUUAUGCCAAUUUAUAUUUGGGGUAAAAUAUUAUUUGGCAGUGUUGAAGCAUAUAAAAAACUUGAUAAUUAUAAUAAAGCAAUUGAUGUAUUGAAAUUUUUAAUAUCUAAUCGUUCACACAUACAGGGUAAAUUUAUAAAAUGGUAUGUUGAAUUAUCACAAAUUCAAAUGAAUCGUAUGAAAGAUUUAGAAAUGUCAGCUGAAACAAUAAUGACAGCUUUAGCAAUUCCAAAUAUUACUGAUUCUGAUAAAAAUGAAUUAAUUCAUAGAGCUAGAAUAUUAUCAGCAAGAUCAAAAAACAUAUCAGCUGAUACUAAAAUCUUGAUGAAGCAACAAGUUGAUUUACAUGCUGAUAACUUUGUUUUUAAUGCAAAUGAGACAAUUGUUACAGCAUAUAUGAUGGAAGGUUUUGUUGGUAAUAAAAGUACUUGGCAAUUAAAAAUUGAUAAUGUUACUAUUGGUUAUUCAAAUGUUGAAAAAGUUGCUAUUCAACAUUAUAUUAAAUAUGAAAAUUUUACAAAUGGAAUUCAUUGUGAAGGUUCAUUAGCUGUGACACUAUUUACAUGUCUUUUUUGGAAUGAAAUUUAUGAUAUAUUUGUGCCUGGUGCAUUUGUUUGUCCAUAUCAACCAGCUCCACUUGAUAUAUUUGGUUCAAAAUUUAUGGAUAAUCGUCAUGGUAAAAUUGAUGAUAAAAUACAACAAAUAAAUAAUUUAAGUAAUGAUGAAUUUAUACAAACAAUGGUUAAUUGUUAUACUACAUACAGAGUUUAUGAUUGUCUUAUUGCAAAUAUUACUGAUGAUCCAAUUGAAUUUCAAGAAAUUGUUGAGUCAUUAGGUAAAUCAGGUGUCAUUGCAAUAUCUAUGAAGAUAGCUAGUAAUUUGAGUGUAUGGCAAUCAGGUUUUCCAGAUUUAUUUUUGUGGAACAGAAAUAAUAAAACUUGUAAAAUUGUUGAAGUCAAAGGACCUGGUGAUAUAUUAUCUGUUAAACAAAAAUUAUGGAUUGAUUAUUUGCAAAAAAAUUAUAUACCAGUUGAUGUUUGCCAUGUUCGAGCUGCCAACAAGUAUUCAUAAACGAAACAAAAACAAAUAAGACUUUUUAAAUUUAUAAAAAUGUUUUUUUUUUUUUUUUUUUGUUUUUAAAUUAUAUGUUAUUAGUUAUAAUGAAAACGUAGACUCGUGUUGUUAUUAAAUAAUCAAAGACUUAUUUUUUAUACGAGUAAAAAAAUAUAUACAUCUGAAAUAAUCAGAUUGUUAUAUAGAUAUUAUUAAUAUUAACAAUAAAACAUUCUCAUGUAUAUAUAUAUAUUUUUUUUAUAGUAUUAAAACGAAAAAACAAUUAGCUUUUUUACUUUGUAUAGAAUGUAUUUUUCUCUAUUUUUUUUUCAAAUUAAUAUAAACUUUUUUUUUAUACUUGAUUUCAUU
This is a messenger RNA of Aphidius gifuensis, 3994 nucleotides long. Its product is annotated as fanconi-associated nuclease 1-like. The record is from RefSeq and is a predicted model, not a curated record. The transcript is spliced from 2 exons. Bases 281 to 3643 code for a protein of 1120 amino acids. Gene Ontology annotation, molecular function: flap-structured DNA binding; 5'-flap endonuclease activity; 5'-3' exonuclease activity. Lineage: Eukaryota; Metazoa; Arthropoda; Insecta; Hymenoptera; Braconidae. Gene Ontology annotation, biological process: interstrand cross-link repair. Gene Ontology annotation, cellular component: nucleus.